Sinocyclocheilus rhinocerous is the source of this 1660-nucleotide messenger RNA. Its product is annotated as dystonin-like. Bases 233 to 850 code for a protein of 205 amino acids. The record is from RefSeq and is a predicted model, not a curated record. Lineage: Eukaryota; Metazoa; Chordata; Actinopteri; Cypriniformes; Cyprinidae. The transcript has 4 exons.
UGGACUUGUUAUCAAUCGUUGGUACCACAGAUGUUGGCCAUAGACCUCAAGUUGAACUAAAGCCAUAAUAUUCCUUUGAAUUUCAGAGGCUUAUUUUCUAAACCCAUGUGAAAGGUUUUGCUGUGGUCUUGCCUCCCGGCUCAUUGCACUGUAUGAUCUUCCUCCAGCUAAGGGCAGAACCAACUUGGAGCUGCGCGAGAAGUUUAUUCUCCCAGAAGGCACCACCCAGGUGAUGGCCAGUUUCCGCUACAGAGGUCGAAGGUCACGGCCGUCCUCAAGAGGCGCCUCCCCUAACAGAUCCAAUUCUAGUUACAGCUGUCCCGCACAACCCAACCCACCCGGCUCCAACACACCCAAGACUCCCCAACAUUUAACCCGCAAUUAUGAUAAACCCUGGCUGACAAACAGCAAAUCAGCUACUCCUCUUAAAUCAUCUGACUCCUUUGACAGCCAAGGGUCAUCCAAUGAGAGCACCCCUAUUCAGGGAAGCAAGCUUCGUCUUCCAGGCUAUUUGUCAGGAAAAGGCUUUCAGUCGGGAGAGGAUGGGACCUUGAUAAACGUUGCAGUCAUGAAGGCCAGAGGUCAAGCCAUGGGGUUGAGUAAGAUCCCAAGCAGGCCUGGCAGCAAAGCAGGAAGCCGAGGGAGCAGCCGCCGUGGCAGCGAUGCCUCAGACUUUGAUAUUUCAGACAUCCAGUCGGUGUGCUCGGACGUGUCGGAGACAGUGACAGACUCAGGACGCCCGACGCCGCGCUCAGCGUCACGCCAACACGGAGGCAAACUCUCCAAAAUCCCAACUCCCCAAAGGAGGAGCACUCCUACUAGCAAACUGGCUAAGAAUACCAAGAGAUAGUCAACAGUCCAGUCCACAGAAGCGGCCAGGAUCCGGGCCUCUGUUCUGACAGCACUGGGUUAGCGCACACUAAACCAAGACUGGACAGAUGUAGAUUCACACUACAGACUGCAAAGUGUUAAUGAUUUUAAAAAGCGUAGCAAGAUGUAAAUUAUUCUGUUGUGGAAAAGGAAGUUCAUGUGGAGUGUAUGUGUGUGAGUGUGUGUGUGGAAUGCAGUGGCUUUGUGCAUUUGUCCUGUACUUUAUGUGACUGUUGCGUCAUUAAUAUUUUGUUUAUUUCUGGGAAAGGCCAGCGAACACAAGAAGACUAUGUUGUUAGGUAAACUAACACUUUUCCACAUGUUUGUGUUGAGGGAGAAGCUGAAUGUACAGUCAUUUCCUCCAGCGGACUUGCUUGUUGGUGAUAAUAUGCCUUUGUAUUCUGCCAGGACACCACAAUUAUUUAUUCAUCUAUUUAAAGUGCAAUGACAAGCUGCUGUUAUGCAUUUAAAGGGCAAUACAAUACCACUGCUACACUACAACUGUAACCCCUGCUAUCAUACACUACAGUUAAUCCAGAUCAUGGCCUUUAAACUUGCAUAUAAAACACCCGUCUGUAGCACCCGCAGUAAUGUUCGUUUCGAUCAAAUCACAGAUUGUGUGCCACUUUACUGUGACUAGAACUUUCUGACUAAAAACAUUCAUAAGUGCAAUCAUGCCUGUGUACUCUAUGGUUCCUUUUUGCCUGAUUGAUCCAAAUUACUCAACUUUUUGUAAUAAAUAUGCUUGCAGAAAGCUCGACAAUAUAUACAACCUUCAAAGUCUCACUUG